This is a messenger RNA of Perca fluviatilis (European perch), 2526 nucleotides long. RefSeq names its product tumor suppressing subtransferable candidate 4 (gene tssc4). The transcript is spliced from 4 exons. The record is from RefSeq and is a predicted model, not a curated record. The coding region runs from base 193 to 1254 and encodes 353 amino acids. Lineage: Eukaryota; Metazoa; Chordata; Actinopteri; Perciformes; Percidae.
CGUAAAGCAGAUACAGAAGAAGAAGAAGAAGAAGAAGAAGAAGAAGAGGAAGAAGAGGAAGAGGAAGAGGAAGAGGAAGAGGAAGAGUUUGGUUGUGGAAAGCAAGAACAGUGAGGCAAACUGUGAUUGAUCAACAACAGUGAGUCUGCAGACCAACAAAGACAACAUGGACGCUACAACAGCAGCACAAACAUGAAGGAGAACCAGGAAAUGAGUAGGGGGAAAUGCAACUCUACCAAGCCACGGCCGAGCAUCGCCGCAACGUGUAGUUACAUUUUUCAUCAGGUUAUUGAUUUAGCCGACCUGCUGAUUCUUGUUAAGAUGUGUGAUCAGAAAAAUUGUGGUGACCAAGGUGAGAUGUUAAACACUGAUGAUGUGGACGAGCUGUCGGCCAGUGAUGAAUCUGAGCCUGAAGAACGACCAAGCAUUGCUCCCUUUGACCCAGAGCUGAACGAUGAUGAUGAUGAUGAUGAUGAUGAUGAUGAUUAUCGUGGAGAGGUUGAGAUCUCUGCUCUAGCUGGACACCGAGCUCAGAGUUCCUUCAGUCUGAGAGGAGGGAGCUCAGCUUUCUCAACCCGUAGCCACAACAUCUUUGAAUGCCUGGACAGCGUUGCCCGGCCAACCACCUCCUCUCUGAGCCACGAUAACGUUACUGACGGAGUAUUUGCUCGGCCUCUGCCUCCACAUCCCAGCAGAAAGACAAGUCAGCCUCUGGCCAACUGCCCCACACCAGCAAAGAAAAAAGGAGUUCCGGACUACCUGGUGCACCCUGAGCGCUGGACCCGCUACAGUCUGGAAGAAGUGACAAUGACCUGCGACAAGGGCAACAGAAGGGUAGCUCACAACUUCCUCUCUAGUCUGCAGCAGAGGAAAGAGCUGCAGGAGAGUGGGAGUGAUUCCUCCUGUGACAUCCAGCAGAAGAUUAUCUUCUCCAGACCCAGCGGGCUGCUGAUUGAACAACCUGCUGAACAGCUGUCAGCUGUUGGAGGCAAAGAGGAGACACACCUUAGUCAUCUGGAGGAGGAUGACGAGGAUGAAGAGGGCAUGGAGAAAGCCAGAAACCAGAGUGUAGAAAAAGCUGAGGAAAGGGCAAGAGAUGAAGAAAAAGACAUGAGGGGAGUUUUGGAUCGACCAGAGGAGAAGAAACCGGUGCAAAAACAAAAAGAGGAGGAAGAGGCCAACCCCGCCUUUACCUCCUUCAGGAAGACCAAGCGUAACAACUACAGGAAAAGCUCAGGGCGAGAUGAUAACUAACCACGACACAGCUCUUUGCUGCCUCAUCACUUUGUCAAAAUAGUACAAACCGCAUAUGUAAAAAACAUGUUAAGUAAAAAACAUUGUUGUCCAUUUAAAUGUGCUGACUUUACUGUACUCAGUCCAAAGCCGAGCACAGCGCAAGCGGGAGGAUUUUGGAUUGAGCCCAGAGCAGAUUUUUCAAAUGUUGGAGUGUCUCCUUAUCACCCACUCCAUCCCGCUCCAAUUUUGCUGCAGUACUGCUCACACCACGAGUUCGAAGCAUCCCCAAGCCCGUCUUCGUGUUACUGCAGCAUAUGCAGAUGAACGGUGCCCGUCCGCCCUCCCUCCAAAUGCCGCCAGUGCCUGUCAUACGGUGGACUUUUUGCUGGAGGAGCUCCAGGCAUUAAGGGAAGGUGGGCUCCGUUCAUCUAAUAAAUACAAUGCAGCUUUUUUCCUUUUUUGGAGCGAGUGGUUGAGCGAUUUGAGUAAAGCGAGGUGAAAUCUGAGUGGAGCGCAGAGCAAUACUGAGCAAAGUGGCCGGGAGCGGCUUUGAGCGAGGAGUGGAAAUUCUCACUGCUCCAAUGAUGCUCUAUACUCAACCAAACCUCAAACUGAUGAAGAGCAAUUAAACAGCAGGCUCAGAUGCAGUGUUUUGCUGACCCCUGUCCCACACCUAACUUCACCGAUGGUUAUGAUUGGAAAUGUGUUCUGCUGCACCUGUAACAACACCAAAUAAUGAACUAUAGAAUAAACUGUUAGUUUAUCUGUUCUUUUGUUAGCAUGCAAGCUAACUAGCUUACCCCACUGUGAAGUAAGCUAGUUUUCAUUUCAGGUGGCAACAUCAACAGCUAAAAGUCAGCUAAAAGUGAGAAGCUGCUUCUGGAACAUCUAAGACCCGUUGUUUGAAAAUGACUGAAUUGUGAUGGUAAAUCUGCUGCUUUUAUUGUAUUGUAAAUGUGUUGAUUGACAGUCUAGUAACAAUAACUAAGGGGUAGCAAGGCUGAGUAAUUCCAAAUCAGCCUGAAAGACAAACGUGAAAACACUUUCUUUUAAAAAUAAAUAAAAGAAUCAACAUGAGGGCAGGAGUGUUAAGUCCUGUUUACACUCAAGGAAUCUAGAAGUUUCUUUGUUUACACUCAGCUGGUCAAACUGAGGAGGGAAAUUAGAACUAGUGUAGACAUUUAAAGCUGGUCUUUAUCCAGAUUUGAUUUACAUUUUUUGUAGCAUGUUAUGUAUUUUGGUAUUUCUCAAUUCUCAAUCUUAAAUAAAAAUAUUGAUUUGUAUUAUUUA